Molecule: messenger RNA, 1979 nt
Organism: Cannabis sativa
Lineage: Eukaryota; Viridiplantae; Streptophyta; Magnoliopsida; Rosales; Cannabaceae
Product: pentatricopeptide repeat-containing protein At4g39620, chloroplastic
Exons: 2
Coding region: 248-1699 (483 amino acids)
Molecular function (GO): mRNA binding; protein binding
Source: RefSeq, a predicted model, not a curated record
CAAAGUCCCACCACUUGAAUACUUUUUUCCUCCUCCUGAGAAAAUGAGGGUAUUUUCGUCAUUUGAUUCCCAAACUCUUAUCUCUUUGCUCUACGGCGGCCUCAGAAGUCAGAACUCAAAAAACUUAGAAGCCUAAAGUUAUUUACCCAUUUACCCUCAAAUCCACUUCGAAUUUACCAAACCCACCACUAUGCACUUCUUCUAUCUGAACUUCCAACUAUAGCUACCCACACCCAUUAACGCCAUAAUGUCCCUAAGCUUUUCACAAUCUCUUCAACCUUCCAAUUUCCCCUUCACCCAUUCUUACGCUCAGAAUUACAGCUUCUCCCAGUUAUGGUUUCCAAGCACCUCUCUUCCGGACAGACCCAUAUCGACAAUCUCGUGCGUAUCGACUCGACCCAGAAGAAAAGCCACCGUAAGAAACGAUAACUCGGAGACUUUGGAGUUGGUUCGCAUACUCAUCAGGAGUUUCAGUGACAAGGAGCCAUUGGUGAAGACGCUUAACAAGUAUGUCAAAAUUGUUAGAACGGAACACUGUUUUCUUCUUUUUGAAGAACUUGGGAAGAGCGAUAAGUGGCUUCAGUGCCUUGAGGUGUUUAGAUGGAUGCAGAAACAGCGAUGGUAUAUAGCUGAUAAUGGUGUGUAUUCGAAACUUAUAUCAGUUAUGGGAAGAAAAGGGCAAACGAGAAUGGCCAUGUGGCUCUUCUCCGAGAUGCGAAACAGCGGCUGCAGGCCUGAUACUUCUGUUUACAACUCUGUGAUAACAGCCCAUCUCCACUCCAGGGACAAAUCAAAGGCUUUGGCGAAAGCUAUUGGCUAUUUUGAGAAGAUGAAAGGUAUGGAAAGGUGUCAACCCAACAUUGUCACAUACAACAUUCUUUUGAGAGCUUUUGCUCAAUCUCGAAAGGUGCAGCAAGUUAAUGCCUUGUUUAAAGAUCUUGAUGAGAGCAUUGUUUCCCCUGAUAUCUACACCUACAACGGUGUGAUGGAUGCAUAUGGGAAAAAUGGGAUGAUCAGAGAAAUGGAAUCUGUUCUAGCUAUGAUGAAAAGCAAUCAGACCAAACCUGAUAUAAUCACAUUUAACUUACUUAUCGAUUCGUAUGGGAAGAAACAGGAAUUUGAGAAGAUGGAUCAGGUGUUUAAGAGCUUACUGCGCUCCAGGGAAAGCCCAACAUUGCCUACAUUCAAUUCAAUGAUCAUAAACUAUGGAAAGGCACGCCAAUUGGAAAAGGCAGAAGAUGUAUAUGCGAAGAUGACUGAUAUGAAGUACACGCCGAGUUUCAUCACAUAUGAGAGUCUUAUAAUGAUGUAUGGGCUGUGUGACUGUGUUUCCCGGGCUCAGGAAAUCUUUGACAAGUUGUGUGAAUCUAAGAAGGAGAUUAAGCCUUCAACAUUGAAUGCGAUGCUCGAUGUUUAUUGCAUGAAUGGCUUGCCAACAGAAGCUCAUAAGCUUUUUGAGAGUGCAAAGAGUAAAGGCGUUGCCCCAAACGCGUCUACAUAUAAGCUUCUUUACAAAGCUUACACUAAAGCCAACAUGAAGGAGCUUGUGGAGAACCUGUUGAAGCAUAUGGAGAGAGAUGGCAUUGUUCCUAAUAAGAGGUUCUUCUUAGACGCAUUAGGAGCAUUUUUCUCUUCAAAACCAAUAUCAGGCUCUACAAAUUCCACAGCUGCAGAGACAGAGAAAGAUGUAAAAGCUUAAGUUUUUCAUUUACGAGGAUGGAUUAGUUUAUUCUUUAAACAGUUAUUAUUGCAUUAACAUUGGAUUGAGAGGAAAUUCUGCAAAUUCAUGGGGGCAGUAGAGAGAUACAUACGUACUGGUAGUCUGGUACCAUCUCUUUAGUUUUUCAGUGCCCUGCCUAUGUACUUGCUUUUAGUACUUGUUUGUUAUUAUCAUGUAAAUAGUUUGAUCCAUCUAAUUCUUAUUACAUAUAUUAUGCCAUAUAGAUUUAGCUUAAUAUAUACAGCAUUGUUAUCUUCAA